GACUCUUUCACGAAUGUAUUGCAUUCCUUUAGGGAACUCCCAAACCUGCGACGCUCGAUGAAUUCUGUGGGGAGAGUAAUUUUUCUUUUUCUUUUUAUUGUCCUUAUAACACAAGAUUGUUUCUCAUCUAAGGGAGAAGAUAGGCUGUUUCGUCGUUUAUUCAGGAGGUAUAAUCAGUUCAUUCGCCCAGUGGAAAAUGUGUCUGACCCCGUCACCGUGGAGUUUGAGGUCUCCAUCUCACAGCUUGUUAAAGUGGAUGAAGUCAAUCAAAUCAUGGAGACCAAUCUAUGGCUGAGACAUAUAUGGAAUGACUACAAGCUGAAGUGGUCACCAGCAGAGUUUGAUGGAAUAGAGUUCAUCAGAGUCCCAUCAAAUAAAAUCUGGAGGCCAGACAUUGUACUUUACAACAAUGCUGUUGGGGACUUCUUGGUGGAGGACAAAACCAAAGCUCUUUUGAAAUAUGAUGGAACCAUCACUUGGGUCCCUCCUGCAAUCUUCAAAUCCUCCUGCCCUAUGGACAUCACUUACUUCCCCUUUGACUAUCAGAACUGCUCUAUGAAGUUUGGUUCCUGGACCUAUGACAAGGCCAAGAUUGACCUAGUUCUCAUUGGCUCAAAGGUCAACCUGAAAGACUUCUGGGAGAGUGGAGAAUGGGAGAUCAUUGAUGCACCCGGUUAUAAACAUGACAUCAAGUACAACUGCUGUGAGGAGAUCUACCCAGACAUAACCUACAGUUUCUACAUACGCCGACUGCCCCUCUUCUACACAAUCAACUUAAUCAUCCCCUGUCUCCUUAUCUCCUUCCUGACCAUACUCGUCUUCUAUCUUCCUUCAGACUGUGGCGAGAAAGUGACACUGUGCAUUUCUGUACUUCUCUCUCUCACUGUGUUCCUCCUUGUCAUUACAGAAACCAUUCCAUCCACCUCACUUGUGAUCCCUCUGAUUGGCGAGUACCUUCUCUUCACCAUGAUUUUCGUCACCCUUUCCAUUGUCAUUACAGUCUUUGUACUGAAUGUGCACUAUCGCACCCCUAUGACCCACACCAUGCCCUGCUGGGUUCGUACUGUCUUCCUUCAAGCUUUACCCCGUAUCAUGCUUAUGCGUCGGCCUCUCGACCUGUCGGAGUCCUCUGGAAAAGCAGGACUAGAGAGUGGGGGCUCAUCUGGGAGUGGAAAAGGAAGAGGAGGGGAGGGAAAGAAGAGGAAAAAUAGUGGAUCCCAGCAGGGAGCAAUGAACUCUUUGGAAUUUGGAGAGGGAAAAGCAGCAUUAGAAGGAAAGAAAGGGGGAUGCCCAUGUCACCCGAUGAAAGAGGCACCUGAGGGGGAUUGUGGGAAAGCCAGCCGUCAGUUGAGUCCGCAGGCCGUCAACACGGUUGUGGCUUUCUCGGUCUUGUCACCAGAGAUCAAACAGGCCAUUGAGAGUGUGAAGUACAUUGCUGAGAACAUGAGGAGCCGCAACAAAGCCAAAGAGGUGGAGGAUGAUUGGAAGUAUGUUGCUAUGGUGAUUGACCGCAUCUUCCUGUGGGUCUUUGUGCUGGUGUGUGUGCUUGGGACUUUGGGCCUCUUCCUACAACCUCUCAUUGGCUUCCUCUCAUAA
Molecule: messenger RNA, 1596 nt
Organism: Xyrauchen texanus (razorback sucker)
Lineage: Eukaryota; Metazoa; Chordata; Actinopteri; Cypriniformes; Catostomidae
Gene: chrna6
Product: cholinergic receptor, nicotinic, alpha 6
Exons: 6
Coding region: 58-1596 (512 amino acids)
Biological process (GO): chemical synaptic transmission; monoatomic ion transmembrane transport; nervous system process
Cellular component (GO): neuron projection; synapse; postsynaptic membrane
Molecular function (GO): transmembrane signaling receptor activity; acetylcholine-gated monoatomic cation-selective channel activity
Source: RefSeq, a predicted model, not a curated record